GUAGGAUAGAAAAUUGCAGUAGAUAAAAUAUUUUAUUGCGAUAAUCUACAGCCAAAGCAUAGAGGAAACUUCGUUUCCGUUACUCUUCUCUAUUCCGCGGUACCGACCACGUGGCGACGUAGAGAGAGAGAGAGAAAGAGAGAGAGAGAGAGAGAGAGAGAGAGAGAGCUGCGUCCAAGCAAGCGUUUCCCACUUAAUGCGAGUUCUUUCUUUAACUUUGUAACAGAAACCAAUAAUCAACAAAUCACAGUUAUGGAACCAAUGUGAUCUCGGUUCUGGUGAACCAAACGCGAAACCGGUACCAACCAAAACCGAUCUACCUUGCAACAGUUACGAGACUUUUUCGGGUUCUUCGUAACCGUUUCAAGAACCGAAACCGAUAUCACAACUGGUUUCAAGCCCUGUGCGAGAUUCCUCAAAGAAUGACCACGAUGCAUUCACGCCCCCUCUUAUCCAGGUAUAUAUCGAUUUUCUCACAGGUAACAGAGUAACAUAGUCGAGUUACUCCUAAGAGACCAAUUGCCUCGAACUAAAUCGCACUCAGUUACUGAUGCACCGGCAAACGGGACGCGUGGCGGUGUAUGACCGCUCGAAGUUCACAUAAAAAAGAAUCAAACUACCCCAUAUCAAACUCCCCAUAGAGGCGGAGAGCAGCGUGUAACGUGAACGAAAGGGAGCCAAGACCUCGACGACGAAUUAUAUACUUGUUUUCGGCAGAGGUUGCCAGUGCCGUUCGUGACGAAUUUCUUCGGAUCGGUGCACGACUAAAAAUCUGAGAAUACUGUGAAGCAUAGGACACAUCCAGCGUGUCGUGAUUUAUCGCGAUAAGAGCGAGAAGAUAUAUGGUCAGCUUCGAAAUGCAGUGACCGGCUGCAGGCGAGAAUUAAAGUACUUUUGGGGCGGGAGAGGAUGCGGACUCGUGGCUCGUCUCGCGAAUUGUUUGUUUGAUCGAAACUGGCGGACGUCUCGACAAGUCGCGGGUGAUCCGACAGAUCCUAACAUCCAGAAAGGAGGAAACGAAGGGAACAGUGAGAGAGUUACAGCACAGCGUUCCGAUCAACGAAACUGAAUAUUGAUAGCGUCUCGAGCUCUUACACGUGUGUACAUCUAGAUACUUAUCUAGUCCAGAAGUGUUGAAAUACUUAUGGAGGAUAGUGUGCAUACGCACGUAUUGAGACACGGUCGGAUUGGAUUUCUAGAGCAGGCGGACAGACUCGCACGAAUCCUUGAAUUCGCGGAAUCGUACGUAAUGGCACGUUAAAGGCGCGUACGUUCGAUUGGCGGUACGCCAACAACAUGGUUUUCGAUCCGAUCGCCGAAGAAGAAAAGAAACGCUUCUUUGGACAGAGUUAUGGCGCUCAUCUGCCCGGCUACACCGGACAUUGUCCUACUCUCAAGUUUCAAGUCGGAAAACGCUUUGGAGCGAGUACGGAGGAAAUCAUGAAGGAACUGCUCGAAAAAAAGAUCCUCAAGACCGGCCCUUAUAGGCCGAAUUCGGGAAGGAUGGAGCCGAACGGAAUGGUUCUAUGCGAGAAGGACGACAUCCGGAGAGAUUGGAAAAAUGAGGCGCACCUCUUCAAAGCACCUCCGUACAUAUUGGGAUACACGGGAUAUAUUCCUGGAUUUAAUAGCAGGUAUGGCCUGUCGUUUAUGAGAGCUGUGGAAGAAGGCGGUAAGGAAUGGCGUGAGAAUCAAAGUAAACUAAGAGCACGCAGGGAUCUUACAAAAGCGCGCGCUGAGAGACGCGACUCAAGAAACCUCAUGUCUAGAGCGAGGGAGGACAACAUCGCCGCCCUCAACGAAGUCGAUCAUGCUCACGAUCAAAAUCUAGUCACGUUCAGUUACGAAAUUUCUCCCGAAAGACCACCAAUCGUUGGCUACACAGGUCAUAUACCAGGAGCGAAAGGAGAGGUAGCGCUUUCCAAAAGAUACGCUCAAGCAGCGAGAAAGGGGCUCGAAUUGAUCCGAAAAGAACGCGAAGAGAGGAGAGCCAAAUUACUAAAUGCGAAUGGUUCAUUAAACGUUUUCGAUUCUGGUCAAGUUUAUCAAUCCGAACGAACGCCAGCGUAGAUUUCUCGUGAUCGAUAAACUGAACAACAACUGACAAUCUGUUUCUGUGAACAAGGAAAACGUACGUUCAAGAUGUUUCCAAAAUUUCACGUGAUCACGUCUAAAGUUCAAUGGAACACAAUUAUUCCAUGUAGGAUUUCUUAAAAAUAUUUUCCGAGUGGAAAUGUUUUUGAAGAACUGUCUCGAAGAAUCAUAUCCGCUAUUUUUGCUUUGGAGCGAAGUGAAAUUUAGCGAAUUUCUCUGAUAUCUAUUGGAUUUCCGAAGUAACAUCAGCACAAUAAUUCAAUAUGAAUUCUGAAGCAUAGCUUCGUUCAAUUCGAUAUGUUUCGAUAAUUCUGCUCGAAGAAUGUCAAAUUCUAUAAAAAUACGUAAAACUAUAAUAAAAAGAGUAUAUAUUUAAUAAUAUACCAUCUCUAUUCUC
Molecule: messenger RNA, 2491 nt
Organism: Megalopta genalis
Lineage: Eukaryota; Metazoa; Arthropoda; Insecta; Hymenoptera; Halictidae
Gene: Ip6k
Product: Inositol hexakisphosphate kinase
Source: RefSeq, a predicted model, not a curated record